UAAUUUGAGGUUUCAUCAACAUAUCCAUCCACCAACCUACCUUGAGUAUAGUUAAGACAGAAAAAGUAUGGAGUGCAAGAGUGAAGAGCGUGUCUCAAAGCUACUUUCAGCUCAAACCCAUGUUUGGAAUCACAUUUUCAGCUUCAUAAAUUCCAUGUCCCUAAAAUGUGCAAUUGAUUUGGAAAUACCUGACAUCAUACACAAGCAUGGUGAACCCAUGCCACUCUCACAACUCACUGCUUCACUAUCAAUGAAUCCUUCCAAAGCCAACAACAUCUACCGGUUGAUGCGAAUCUUGACCCAUUCUGGGUUCUUCUCUGAAGUGAAGGUGAAUGAGAAUGAGGUUGAAAUGGGUUAUGUGUUGACGGAUGCAUCCACUCUGCUAUUGAAGGACAACCCCUUGAGUGUGACACCUUUCUUGCAUGCAAUGCUUGAUCCAAUUUUGACAAAGCCAUGGCAUGGAUUGGCUACAUGGUUCAGGAAUGAUGAUCCCUCGCCAUUCCAAACAGCACAUGGGAUGAAAAUAUGGGACUACGCUGGGCGUGAUCAAAAACUGAAUCAGCUUUUCAAUGAUGCGAUGGCGAGUGACGCUGAAUUGGUUUCCAAUGUGGUGAUUGAGAGGUGUGGGGGAGUGUUGAAGGGGUUGGAGUCAGUUGUUGAUGUUGGGGGAGGCACAGGUACCAUGGCAAAGGGUAUUGCCAAAUCAUUCCCUCACAUAGACUGCACCGUAUUUGAUCUCCCACAUGUUGUUGCCGACUUACAAGGAUCUCACAACUUAAAAUUUGUUGGAGGUGACAUGUUUGAGUGGGUUCCCCCUGCAGAUGCCGUUCUAUUGAAGUGGAUAUUGCAUGACUGGAAUGACGAGCAGUGUGUGAGAAUACUGAAGAAAUGCAAGGAGGGAGUAAAGAAGAAGGUGAUAGCGAUAGACAUGGUGAUGGAGAGUGAAAAGCUUGAUUAUGAAUCAACUGAAACACAGCUCAUGGUUGAUAUGGUUGUGAUGGUGUUGUAUCCUGGAAAAGAGAGGACUGAGAAAGAAUGGGCUAAGAUCAUUUUCUCUGCUGGUUUCAGUGACUACAAGAUAACUCCAAUCGUGGGUUUGAGGUCUCUCAUCGAGAUUUAUCCCUGACAGUUAUACCCUCUUUUGGACUCUUCUGUGUGCCAUAUUAUUAUUCUAUAACUCCACUGCUGCCAAGGAGAAGCACUAUGCACCAAUAAAGGCCCUUCAAUUAUCUUGUAUUUCAUUCACUAUGUUGUGAUGGAAUGGAAUCUAUAUAUGAAAUGCUUUUUCUAAUUUGUUUUUCAACUGUA
Vigna unguiculata (cowpea) is the source of this 1308-nucleotide messenger RNA. Its product is annotated as putative O-methyltransferase 3. The record is from RefSeq and is a predicted model, not a curated record. Lineage: Eukaryota; Viridiplantae; Streptophyta; Magnoliopsida; Fabales; Fabaceae. Gene Ontology annotation, molecular function: protein dimerization activity; O-methyltransferase activity.